This is a messenger RNA of Ogataea parapolymorpha DL-1, 2055 nucleotides long. Its product is annotated as Chromosome transmission fidelity protein 18. The transcript has a single exon. Bases 1 to 2055 code for a protein of 684 amino acids. Gene Ontology annotation, cellular component: nucleus. The record is from RefSeq and is a predicted model, not a curated record. NCBI's taxonomy places the organism in Eukaryota, Fungi, Ascomycota, Pichiomycetes, Pichiales, Pichiaceae. Gene Ontology annotation, molecular function: DNA binding; ATP binding; ATP hydrolysis activity.
AUGAGCUCGUUAUUACAAUUCAAUUUCUCGUCGUCGCUGCUUGCUGCUGACCCGGCACCUGCUUUCUUGGGCACAGAAACAAUAUCAGCGGAUGGUAAAAGGAUUGUGCUGUCCUCCGGCAAACGUAUCACGCUCAAACCUCGCAAACCACGACACGUAAACUUGGGUGAUGAGAAAGAUCAAUCCGAGCUGAUAAACAUUCACAAACUGUUAUCCAAACUAGAAAUAGAAGAAAAGGCUGCUGAACAGACAAUACGCCAGAAAUCUAAGCCUGCAGAAAAGCAGCCCAAACCGUCCACUUAUAAAUUAUGGACAGAAAAAUAUAGGCCUUCUGGCUUCCUGGACCUUGUUGGAAACGAGAGAACAAAUAGACAAAUUCUACAAUGGAUAAAUCAGUGGAACCAGGUUGUUUUCGGAAAACCAUGCGCAGAAACCACUGACUUUUACAACCGUCCAGAUAGACGAGUUUUACUCAUCCAUGGGCCACCCGGGAUUGGAAAGACUUCUAUCGCGCAUGUUAUCUCAAAGCAACUGGGAUACGAGGUGCGUGAGAUAAACGCUAGUGACGAGCGUGCUGGAGCAACAGUCCAGGAUAAAAUCAAAAAUGCUAUGAAAAAUAACUCGCUAACAGGAAGUCCUGUAUGUCUAAUCUUAGAUGAAAUUGACGGAGCCACGGAGCAUGGGUUUAUCAGCAUAUUGGUAGACCUUAUCAACAAGGACCGCCGCGACACGGCUUCUCUGGGUCUUGAUACGAAGGGCAAAACACAAAGAGAGAUUCUAAAACGUCCUAUAAUUGCCCUAUGUAACGAUGUCUACUCACCGGUGUUAGAAAAGCUCAGGCCACACUGUGAGACUAUUGCUUUCCGCAAAUCACAUCCACGUCUCGUCAAAUCAAAACUGAAGAAGAUUUGUCAGCGAGAAGCCCUCGUUGUGGAUGACCGUGUCCUAGACGCAAUUAUAGAAUCUACGGAAGGCGAUCUGAGAAACUGCAUCAACUUUUUACAGUUCAACUCGUCGGCAGCUACUUUGAAUCUUGAGUCGAGCUCAAAGGACACCCAAAUAGGGUGGUUUGUUCUGUUGGACAGUAUUUUUGUCAGAAGCGCAAAUAUUAGCAAACAGGAACAGUUCCAAAAAGUCUUCAAGUCCCUUUCGUCCUCAGCGCAGGUGGACAGGGUGACUACAGGAUGUUUCAACGUGAUGCUUGACACAGACACCGAUAUCAAUAAGUUAAGCGAGAUGUCAGAUUGGUUGUACUUCCAAGACGCGCUUAGCACAAAAUUCGCCUCUUUUGAGGCCCAGGAUUUCACGUUUUACCAGUCAGCUGUGCCAAUGAAGUUCUAUCAGAAGUUCAAUGAAAUUAGCCACUUGUCGGAAAAAAGGUACAAUUAUAGAAGUCGCGACCGCUUUUUUGACUUACGAAAACAGACAGCUGAAGCUCUCCAAAAGAUAAAGCAUUUGAAUAACCAGGCAGAUAGUUUCAAACUUGCCAAUCGAGCACAAUUGGUGGGCUACGAACUGAGUCUGCUCAACGCAAUACUUGUGCCUGACGUUCCAUUUAAACAGAUCGAGAUGCUAGGUGGAGGCGGGAAGCUUUCUAGAAUAAUAGAGCUUAUGGAAGCAUACUCAUUGCGCAUCGACUUAUCGAAAAAUGAGUAUGGGAAUGCAAUGGCUCAAAUGAGACCUGGAAUUCAUCUUUUUGGCGACCUGUCAGCGAAGCAGCAGCAAAUAUUGGUGAGACUACAUAAGGAGCUUCUCACAAAGUACAUCCAAGGGCAGGAGUCCAAGACAAUAGAUCGCAAGCGGAAGGCGCCACGCGACAACGAUCAAGUGGCCAAAAAGAGUAAUUGCAGCUCAAGUGUGGAAUAUUUCAAGAGUAAGUACGCGGCUUUAACAGAUCAAUUAAGUCACGCAAAAAGCAGCAAAGAAAUUUCUGCCGCAGUGAUGGGUCAAAAUGAGUACAGAAUUUGGGUCAAGUACCAUGAAGGCUUUUCAAACGCAGUCCGUCGAGAGAUUACAUGGGAAAACCUUUUUGCCGGACAAUACGGGCCUUCAUAG